GGACAGACAUUCGGUCUUGGAGCACUUCUCGACUUCAAAGCGCUCAAACCGAACCAUUACCACACAACCUUGUAUCCUUGUUUAGCUUCCGACAGCCUCUACUCGUUUAGAAGAUAUGCACCCAAUUCUCCGUCCAAAAUCCUAUCACAAACGACUGCUUACCCUCCAGCAUUGGACCGCGCUGAGACCGAGCACAAGUAGAAAAACACAAUCAGCUUCACAUUCAUGGUCAAUGAGAAGUCCAACUGUCCUGCAAACUGCUAGAGCAAGAAGAAUACACACUGGGCCGAUACCACGAACGCCUCCAAGCAUGUCCAACGAGCCAAAAGUUGACCUGGCCAUGUUUCUCGGUCCGUCCUUGCCAGGCCGCGUCUACAACUUCUGGUUCCAGCAUGUUGCCGAAGACGCGAACCUCACCCUUCCGACGUUAGAGGUGUUCAAACCGUGGUUUACAAAAGAUGCGGUGUUCGACCUGGAAUGCGCGACGCACUUUAAGCCCAUCUUAGCUGCAAUCCAUCAAUCCCACUCGCCACAUCCGGAACCCCAUACCCCCUCGCAAACCCAAACACCGUCCCCGUCCAGACUCGAAGCCCAGGCGCAGCAAAUUCUCACGCUCAUUAAGCCUACAACCGCACAUGAUUGGCUCGGCUUGAUCAUACUCCUCGACCAGCUCCCGCGCAACUGCUACAGAGGCACUGAGGCCGCACUCGUGUAUACAUUCUUCGACCCGAUAUGCAGGUUUAUCGCGUCCCGGGCUUUGGAAGAGGGGAUGGCCGUUAGACCCGAAAUACGGUAUCGCCUCGCGCUAAGGCAUUGGUUUUACCUCCCUUUUAUGCAUUCAGAGGAUCUUGGCCACCAAGAACUUGUGCUAAGGAGUUACCAAGAGAUGGCUGAUGAUAUUCGUCGGCUUUUGGAUGAACCAGCGCACGGGGUAGGCGAGAAGGAAUUAUCUUGCCGGGUGAUCCUGGCGAGCAAUAGGGAAGCCGUCGAGGCCAACCUGGCGCAAAGCUUCAAGUUUCAGAAGGAGCACCAUGAUAUCAUUGCACGGUUUGGACGGUAUCCUUACCGAAAUGGAGUGCUGGGGAGAACUACAACGCCGGAGGAGGAAAAGUUCCUCAGCGAGACAGACAUAUCCUUCGGUUAAUGCUCACUACCUCUUUUUAUAUAUACAAUUUAAGAGAUAUUUGCAUAGA
Aspergillus nidulans FGSC A4 is the source of this 1193-nucleotide messenger RNA. RefSeq names its product DUF924 family protein. Lineage: Eukaryota; Fungi; Ascomycota; Eurotiomycetes; Eurotiales; Aspergillaceae. The record is from RefSeq and is a predicted model, not a curated record. The transcript has 2 exons. Bases 116 to 1144 code for a protein of 342 amino acids.